UCUCCAUCGACGAAGAGGAGAAUCGAUUGGUCUCCCUGGGUUUCCAUUUUACGGGAACAAACAGAACGUGAAAAGAAAGAGGUUCUAACAGUCAUUUAAGGAGGUUCUCACCAGAGAAGAAUUGGGCAUUUGUUCGUGCACAGUAAACAUUUGCUUGACAAUGCAGCAUGACUUGGACCCUUAAGUUGCAUCUCAGGCCCAGCGUGUUACAUAACCAGCCACUCUGAUAUGUGUGUGCCUCUGUUUCAGAGAGAAUCUUUCUUUAAACGAAGACACCUAUGGAAAUGGCCAGUGUACUUUGUAACAGAGCUAGACUGGUGACGUACCUGCCAGGAUUUUAUUCUUUGGUUAAAAGGGUUGUAAUUCCCAAGACUUUUUCCACAGCAGGAUCCUCUGGCUCAGAUGAGCCUUCUGUUGCUGCUGAACCUCCUGACAUAUGUCCAAGAACUGUGUGGCCAGAUGAAGUAAUGGGACCUUUUGGUCCCCAAGACCAAAGAUUUCAACUACCGGGUAACAUAGGCUUUGAUUGUCACCUAAAUGGUGCAACGUUUCAGAAGACCAUACAAGUUCAUAAAAAAUUACCUGACAUAUUAGUGGAGCCGUUGGCAAGUGAAAGGCAUGAAUUUGUGAUGGCUCAGUACGUCAAUGAAUUCCAGAGCAGUGAUGUUCCUCAUAAACAACAAGAAGUUAGUAAUGCCAAGACCUACUUUGAAACGGCAAGGGUAGAAUGUGCAAUACAAGCAUGCCCGGAACUGUUGCGCAAAGAUUUCGAGACAAUGUUUCCAGAAGUAACUUCCAAUAAUCUUACAGUACUGACAGUAACACAGAAAACGUUAAAUGACAUGACUGCAUGGACUGAAGAGGUAGAAAAUGAGCGCGAUGUUCUGAUAGAAAAUUUUAUCAAUGGUGCCAAGGAAAUUUGCUAUGCUUUGUCUGCUGAAGGCUACUGGGCGGAUUUCAUUGACCCAACUUCAGGAUUGGCAUUUUUUGGCCCUUACACUAACAAUGCCCUUUUUGAAACGGAUGAACGCUAUCGCCAUUUAGGAUUCUCUGUGGAAGACCUUGGUUGCUGUAAAGUUAUUCGUCAUAAUCUCUGGGGAACGCACGUGGUAGUAGGAAGCAUUUUCACCAAUGCUACUCCUGACAGUCCUAUCAUGAAGAAACUGCGUGGCAAUUAACUACAUCUUCUUACUUGGUCAAUAAACACUGUUGGGACGUAUCAAA
Elgaria multicarinata webbii is the source of this 1224-nucleotide messenger RNA. RefSeq names its product metabolism of cobalamin associated D (gene MMADHC). NCBI's taxonomy places the organism in Eukaryota, Metazoa, Chordata, Lepidosauria, Squamata, Anguidae. The record is from RefSeq and is a predicted model, not a curated record. The transcript has 8 exons. Bases 279 to 1178 code for a protein of 299 amino acids. Gene Ontology annotation, biological process: cobalamin metabolic process. Gene Ontology annotation, cellular component: mitochondrion.